AUGGUUUCGACUCUCUCAGAUCUCAGCGUUGCUGCUGUUGUGAAAUCCUUUGAUUUAAUAUGUGGCAAGACAUCGUAUACUAAAGGAGGCGACGACAUAGACGUACCGUUUGUACUAACUUUUCCUGAUGUAUUCCUUCCUCCUGUUAUUGCUGACGUGUUGCUGCAAUCUAUACUGCGGCACUGCCACAACCGUGGUCCGGAACAUUUUUUCAAGUGGCUGAACCCUUUCUUGGAUACUCAAAAAUGUUGUCUCACACGAGUUGUUCUUCCUCGUCUAUCAGAGCGCCUUGCCAGUCUUCUGUCUGAUGUAAUAAAUUUCAUUCUUUGCGGACUUGCAAAGCACACAUUAACGGAACUGAGCAUUGAUUCUAGCUGGAGGAUUAGUGCAUGCACUAUCUCAGAGAUGUCAAAAUAUCUGAAUACUUUUGCAUUGAAAAUACUGAAACUGAGAAAGAUGAAUCUCUCGUAUGCAUUUAGUGGUGGAUUUCCGUGUCUUGCUAGUCUUUGUGAGCUUCGCGUUUUGAACCUUAGCAGAACAAACAUUCUGGAAGCUGAUUUAAACGCGGCUCUUGGGAAUAUGAGAAGUUUGGAGGUUCUUGAAUUAGCACAAGUGCCCUUUGACAAUUUGGCUAUCUCACAUUUGUCUGGGACACUUCGCUAUCUCAAUUUACAAGACAUGGAUUCUCGAUUUUUACCACAUGCUUGUAGAACUCUCAAGAACAUGUGUGUACUUCAACAUCUUGAUGUGUCAUGUUACAAGGGUUCAGCAAGACACAUUCCCGAUGAACUAAUAGCUUCGAUGAUAUCGAUGCCAGCACUUCAGUCAGUUGAUCUGUCAUGUACUCUUGUCUAUCCAUAUCAGGCGGAAGUACUUGUUAACGCUAAAGGUGCAGAUUUGAAGUUUCUUGGUCUUGUGGGGACAUCUUGUGCUUCUGAGACUGACGUCUAUCCUGAUCACCUUACAGUAACUGGACUGUCAACAGUCAAGCAGGUUGUUGCCACUUUGCUGACUCAACAUUAUCAUAUUUUGGGGAAAUUUAUGUCUGAGUGUCUUCGAGAGAUGUUUGAGUAUUUGAAGAAUGGCAUGAUUAGCAGUGAUGAAUCAGACAUAGCUCAGACAGUUGUGUUGUUGAUGAAGAUGCAUGCAAACAAACAUUUCUUUGGACUUACAGCAAGUGCUUGCUUGAUUUACUUGUUUCCAGCUUUGUGGAGAGACAAUAAUCGACAUCAAACAAGGAACCUUCAGAGGUCUUGUGUAGACCAAAUUUUGUCAUUUUUAGAAUUACCAUAUAGUUCUUCUCUUUCUUUUGAACAACUGCAUACAAACUGCUACAUAUUUUUGUCAACUGCUUGUGAGAUGAUUUGUACAGAGAAAUAUGAACUGGAACGCAUUGCAGAGAUGAUUGUCUCAAAUGUCUCUCAGUAUGACUCAGUGUCUAUGCGUGUCAAUGCUCUUAGCAUUCUUCAUUCUUUCAUCUACAAACUUGAUACUAAUGGAAGAACUACCAUUGGAAAGACUGGAGUUUGCACACUGAUGAAGAAUAUUGUUAGUGAGAAGCGUGCAUUAAGAUUGGAGGAUGAUGAGCUGGAUCGUGCAUUGGGUAUAAUUUGUAGCUUCACAGAUGAGAAUGUUGCAAACUGCUCUCUUCUGGCAAGUGGCACGUUUGUUGAAGAUAUGCUCGCUCUGUUUUAUGUAUGUUUGGAUGAGGAUACUCGAUUGAGAAUUCAUGGUGGUUUGGGCAAUCUUCUGGAAGUUUCAUCAUGUCGAAUGUGUCUCAUGCGUGAUGAUUACUGCUCACAACUUGUAGACAUGUUACAGAAAGAAGAAACAUCAGUAGAACUUAAAUUUUAUUCGGCUCACGGUCUAGUAAACUUGGCCAUGGAGGGUGAGGAAAACUGGACUCUCAAUUGUAUAUCGUAUUGUGCUGCUCUGCAGUUGGUGGAACAUAAAAUACAAGAGUGGCCUAUACCCUGUGAUAUUGGUUGUGGUUACAGAACAUGUAAAUCUCUUUUGACAUUACUAGAGGAGUCAGAGGUUUCUGCCAUACAUCUUUACGCUCUCUGGACAAUAGCUAACUUGUGCUACUUUAAUGAUGAACGUUAUGUGCCAAUGUUGAUUGCUGAUCAAGGCAUUCCAAUUAUUAAGAAAUAUUUCAAGUUAAGCACUGACAUGAUGUGCAGUCAAGGAGUACCAUGGAAUUGUCAGAGUUUAGCUUUCAAAAUAUUGAGUGCUGUGGAGGACCCAUGCACUGCUUGAUUAAUUAAGUGAGGGACAAGGUUGCACACAGUAACAUGUGUGUGACAAACACAGUAACAUUUUAAUGCUUUUGGAUGUUUGCGUACGAGCCUUGGAUACGUUUAUAUGGUGUUCUAUAACGUACAUUAAGUGCAUCGAUAAGUGCUCUUGUUUACUCGAGCUUGAGGCCUUACAUAUCUACGUUUGCUGUUUUCUUGCUACACUAGCUGUAAAGAGAACUUGAUGUUACUCGAGGCUUGCAAUUGAUCAUGAGCUGACCAUGUGCAUAUGUCUGACCAUAAUAUUUGAAACUCUU
This is a messenger RNA of Corticium candelabrum, 2554 nucleotides long. RefSeq names its product protein zyg-11 homolog. The coding region runs from base 1 to 2259 and encodes 752 amino acids. NCBI's taxonomy places the organism in Eukaryota, Metazoa, Porifera, Homoscleromorpha, Homosclerophorida, Plakinidae. Gene Ontology annotation, cellular component: Cul2-RING ubiquitin ligase complex. The record is from RefSeq and is a predicted model, not a curated record. The transcript has 17 exons.